This is a messenger RNA of Telopea speciosissima, 1317 nucleotides long. Its product is annotated as protein ANTHESIS POMOTING FACTOR 1. The transcript has 11 exons. The record is from RefSeq and is a predicted model, not a curated record. Gene Ontology annotation, cellular component: Set1C/COMPASS complex. The coding region runs from base 232 to 1233 and encodes 333 amino acids. Lineage: Eukaryota; Viridiplantae; Streptophyta; Magnoliopsida; Proteales; Proteaceae. Gene Ontology annotation, molecular function: chromatin binding; protein binding.
CAGCUAUUGCAGUUGCCCCGUCUCUCAUUACUAAUUUGGUGGACGUCGCAUAGCGUCAAAGCCACCUUCGCUCUACUCGAAUUGGUAAAUUCUGAGCAUAACUGGCUUCUGCAACAGUUGCAAGCUAUCACGUAGGUGUAGCAGAGGGAGAAAUUUUAAACGAUCCACUUCGCUUUGAGUCUUUUAGCUCUAUCUUUCAUCUGAGAAGUAGCGUCAAACUUCAGAUUAACGAUGGCAGGUGGGGGACAACCCGAAAGAGAAGAUAAGGUAUCGAUGGAGCUAACCGAAGAAAUCAUCCAAAGCAUGGAAGUUGGUAUGGCCUUUCGAGAUUACAAUGGUAGAAUUAGUUCAAUGGAUUUUCACAAGGCAACAAGUUAUCUUGUGACAGCCAGUGAUGAUGAAUCAAUUCGCCUUUAUGAUGUUUCCACAGCAAGUUGCUUGAAGACCAUUAACAGCAAAAAAUAUGGGGUUGAUCUGGUUUGCUUCACUUCUCAUCCAACAACAGUCAUAUACUCCUCAAAAAAUGGCUGGGAUGAAUCUCUGCGGCUUCUGUCCUUACAUGAUAAUAAGUACUUGCGGUACUUUAAAGGCCACCAUGACAGGGUUGUGUCACUCAGCCUGUGCUUUCGAAAGGAGUGCUUUAUCUCCGGAUCUCUGGAUCGAACUGUUCUACUUUGGGAUCAACGAGCUGAGAAGUGUCAGGGCCUUCUACGUGUACAAGGAAGGCCUGCAAUUGCUUAUGAUGAACAAGGACUGGUUUUUGCAAUUGCCUUUGGAGGAUAUGUAAGAGUGUUUGAUGCUCGGAAAUAUGAGAAGGGUCCUUUUGACAUCUUUUCUGUUGGGGGAGAUAUAUCUGAUGCCAAUGUAGUAAAAUUCAGUAAUGAUGGGAGGCUCAUGCUUGUGACCACUAUGGAUGGGCAUAUUCAUGUACUUGAUUCAUUCCGUGGCACACUUUUAUCCACGUACAAUGUCAAGCCAGUUUCAAGUGAUUCCACGUUGGAGGCAUCUUUCAGUCCUGAAGGGACGUUUGUGAUAUCAGGUUCAGGUGACGGCAGUGUCUAUGCCUGGAGUGUCAGAACUGGGAAGGAAGUUGCAAGUUGGAUGAGUUCUGAGGUUGAACCUCCAGUCAUAAAAUGGGCUCCAGGAAGCCUGAUGUUUGUUACUGGAUCUUCAGAACUAUCAUUUUGGAUUCCAGACUUAUCCAAAUUGGGCUCUUAUGUUGGAACAAAAUAGAGUUUAUGGGAGAGGUUCACAGCUUCAAAUUUAAGCUAUCAACAGGUUGGUCAUUUUUUGAUAUAAUGCAUAAUUUUAUGAUCA